Messenger RNA from Morchella sextelata, 1932 nucleotides. RefSeq lists its product as uncharacterized. NCBI's taxonomy places the organism in Eukaryota, Fungi, Ascomycota, Pezizomycetes, Pezizales, Morchellaceae. The transcript has 6 exons. The coding region runs from base 1 to 1932 and encodes 643 amino acids. The record is from RefSeq and is a predicted model, not a curated record.
AUGUCGAUACGUCAUUUCUUUGGGGCAGAUGACGGCCAUAGCAGCCGCGACACUGCGCAGGACAUUCGCGAGCAUCUGCUGCCCAGCCAUAAUGCGGAGCAUGUCCAUUCGGCCAUUCCGGCCAAGAGGGUCACGAGGGUUGCACUAAGGUUGAAGUACCUCAUUGAAGCCGCGGUUCCCUUCGAGCUCAAGGAAUCCCAAAUCACCCGCCCGCACUCGCAAAUAAUCACCAAAGAGGUCGUCGCCCUCGCCGCCAGAGCCGGCGGCGACGAGGACCGCGCAUGCGUCGUCUACUGCCUCCUGGUCUGUCUCCGCUGGUUCAAGCGCCAGGCAAAGCUCGAGCUCUUUGAUGCCGACCUAAACAUCCUGCGCGCGGAGGCGUGCCAAGUCAUCGCUAAGCGCAUCAUUGAGGACUUUGAGGACCAGGACUACCUGUUCUCGGAGGUGCUCUUGCAGCGCUUCAGCAUCCUCCGUAAUGGCGUGGAGAGCACGCCGUCUAAUGUAAUUGAGCGCGCAGUCGAUUUACAUGCGACUCGGGUCAUUGGCUCGAGCGGGUACCAGAAGUGUAUAGGGUAUCUCUGGAAGGGCUGGCUCGCGCAGGAUCUGAAUGACCCGACCCACUUUUGCGGGUACAAGAACGUCGCAAACAAGUCCUACUGGGCGCACUUUGACCAUGACCGUAUCCGCGCACCAAAGUUCCAGAAUGCGUUCCAGGUGCUCAUCUCGUUCUUCUAUCUGGGGCUGUACACCGUUGCCAUCAACACCAUCAAUCCCUCCGGGGAUCUCGAUGUCGUCGAGGGCCUUCUCUACCUCUUUACCCUGUCAUUUAUCGCGGAUGAGUUUACAAAGUUCUGGAAAGUCGGAAGGUUCUACUUGAGCUUUUGGAACACGUUCAAUUUGACGCUAUAUGCGGCGUUAACCGUCUCAUUUAGCUUCCGGAUGUAUGCAUUUAGUAAGCCAGUUGGUAGCACGGAAAGGAUGCAUUGGGACGAGGUAUCGUACUAUUGGUUAGCAUUUGUCGCGCCCAUGUUCUGGGCGCGCAUGCUGCUAUACCUGGAUACCAUACAAUUCUUCGGAGCCAUGCUGGUUGUGCUAAAGGUCAUGAUGAUGGAGAGUUUGAUCUUCUUUGCGCUCCUUAUCGUUAUUAUCAUUGGUUUCUUGCAAGGUUUUGUUGGUCUGGAUUCUGCAGAGGACCAUAAAGUGGAUACCACAUUCUUCAUCCUAGAGUCCAUGGUCAGAGCGAUCCUGCAGAGUCCUGAGUUUGACGGGUUUGGGGACUUCGCGCAUCCAUAUGGAAUCAUACUAUACUACCUAUUUACUUUUGUAGUCAUGGUUAUCCUGCUCAACAUCCUUAUUGCGCUCUACAACUCGGCCUACACCGAUAUCACUGAAAACGCCGUUGACGAAUACCUCGCUCUUUUUGCUGCCAAAACCCUACAGUUCGUGCGCGCCCCUGAUGAGAACGUCUUCCUCCCCCCGUUCAACCUGAUCGAAAUCUUUGGUCUCAUCCUCCCCUUCGAAUGGUGGCUCCCCAAAUCCACAUACAUGCGUCUCAACGACUACGUUAUGACGGUCCUCUACUCACCAUUGCUGCUCAUUAUUGCCUGGAUCGAGACGCGCGAGGCGCGCAACGUUUCCAGCAACCGCGCACGCGGCGAACAGGACGACGAGGCCGUGGAGGAGUGGGAGGAGAUGCAGGGUGAGAUUGACGUCCUGGGCGACGGCUGGGACGUGGACGUGAAGGAGGUUGUCCCAGACCUGGCGGACGAGGCGACGAUUGCGGGCGUCAGGGCGCAGGUCGAGGCGUUGGCGGCGUUCAUUAGGAGCGCGAGCGGCGUGGAUGAUAGUGAGGUUGGCAGCGAGGAGUAUGUGAGAGAGGAGGGAUAUAGUAGGGGGGAGGCUGAUAGCGUGACUAGUUCAAUGGUGGAGUAG